Molecule: messenger RNA, 690 nt
Organism: Peromyscus maniculatus bairdii (prairie deer mouse)
Lineage: Eukaryota; Metazoa; Chordata; Mammalia; Rodentia; Cricetidae
Source: RefSeq, a predicted model, not a curated record
AUGGUGUGUUCAGAGAAACAUGGUGCCCAGCAAGUUUGCCGUAAAGGUCCGAGGAAGCAACGAAAGGAACGUACCGUGUAUUCCCACGAACAGAAGCUCCUCCUCUUAGACCAUUUUGAUCAGUUCAAGUACCCAGACUUGGAGCAAAGGGUGAAGCUGGCACUACUGAUUGGUGUUACCGAGAAUGAGGUCAAGAUAUGGUUCAAGAACCAACGUGCUAGGUGGAAACGGGAGGAACUCAAGAAUGUUAAAGAAGCACUCCCAGAAUCAACUGGAAGCUCUCAAGAUGAUUCUGUGUCAACCCACUCUCCUGGUCAGUUAUCAGUCACUGCCAAUGUGGGGUCCUUGUCUCCAGGCACAUCUACUGUGGGCUCCAUUCCCAACCUCAAACCCAGCAUGGAAGCUUCUCUCAAUAAUGAUCAGGCUGUAGAAGAUUCAAGGUGUAGUUCCCAAGAGGACCUGCUUGAUGGUAAAUGCCCUGCUGCACCUCCCAACUUUGGGAAACCCACAGUAGUUGAAGUCCAGACUGACCCAGCAGUGACUGAUGGUCCAGCCUCAGUGGAAGCUGCAGUUUCCACCAGAGCUUCACCCAGAAGCCCAGAUGUUGUUCAGUACUUACAUCCAUCUUCUGAGCAGCUCUGGAAGUUGAUAUAUGAGGAUCUACGCCAAGGGGAGUGCUCAGAGACUUGA